Molecule: messenger RNA, 2796 nt
Organism: Lytechinus pictus (painted urchin)
Lineage: Eukaryota; Metazoa; Echinodermata; Echinoidea; Temnopleuroida; Toxopneustidae
Exons: 2
Coding region: 1-2796 (931 amino acids)
Source: RefSeq, a predicted model, not a curated record
AUGGGCUUGUUAAUAUAUUCCAUCAGUGUGGAGAGUUUUGGGUUGGUUGACGCAAAGAAAGUACAUCAGGUGCAGGAAAUGAGUAGGCGCCAGAGGGAAAUCAGGAGGUUGGUUAAAGAAAUUAGGGUGAUCAAAGGAAGGUGGAGGAAAGCAAGUGAAGAAGAGAAGCCUGGUUUGUCAGUGUUGCGUGACAGCCUGCGGAAGAAGCUCUCCUCUCUCCGUCGUGCUGAAUCUCAACGCAAGAAGAGAAGGGAUAGAACGAGGGCUAGGAAAUUAUUUUUCCAGAAUCCCUAUAGGUUCUCCAAGAGUUUGUUUGAACAGAGUAAAUCUGGUCAACUAAGUAUCUCCAAAGCAGAGCUUGAGGAGCACUUGUCCAAUACUUACUCGGAUAAUAAGAAGACCAUCCCGAUGCCUCCAAUUUCUGGCCUGGCCAGGCCUACUGAGACGGGAGAGCCCUUUGACCUUGCUGAGCCAAGGCUCUCAGAGGUUGUUAGCUUUUUGGAAAAGACAAUGACAGGUUCAGCACCAGGGCCUAAUGGUGUCCCUUACAAGGUGUAUAAGAAGUGUGGGAGAUUGAGGAAGUUCUUAUGGCGUCUUCUCAAGGUAGUUUGGAGGCAAGGUGUUGUCCCGGAUUCCUGGUGUAAAGCUGAUGGUGUUUAUAUUCCUAAAGAGGAGAACUCCACUUCACUAGUUAAUACCUCUGUGCAGAAGGCCGGCAUCCCAGGUUUCCAUGGGUGCCUGGAGCACACCAGUAUGAUAUGGCAGACCAUACAGCAGUCAAAGAAACUGCAACGGAACCUUGCAGUUGUGUGGCUUGAUCUUGCCAACGCAUAUGGCUCAGUUCCGCAUGCAUUGAUAGAGUUUGCAAUGGAUUUCUUGUGGAUUCCCCCUCGGGUAACCAGGUAUGUGAUGCAGUAUUUCCAAGGUUUUAAGAUGAGGUUCUCUACUCAGCAGUAUACCACAGACUGGCAGAGCCUGGAAGUUGGUAUUCCAAUGGGAUGUGCGAUUUCUCCCAUUUUGUUUUUGCUUGUCAUGGAUGUCCUUGUUAGGUCUGCUGGAGGAUUCGGAUGUGGUGUGACUUUCCCUGGUGCAGAGAAACUACCUCCAAUUCGUGCAUUUAUGGACGAUCUCACUAUUCUCUGUCCAAGUACGAAGGAUACUAAGGAAAUUAUGGCUAGGCUCGAGGAAUUAAUGGAUUGGGGAAGGAUGAAAUUCAAGACGAGGAAGUCGAGGAGCCUUGUGUUGAAACGAGGUAGGCUAAGUGAUUUUCACUUCCUGUUGUGUGGGGAGGAGAUCCCAUCUAUCCAGGAUGAGCCGGUUAAGAGUUUAGGCCGUUGGUAUACCGAAGACCUGAAAGAUGUAGGAAGAAUUAAGGACACUGAGGAACAGAUCAGGAAAGGGCUGGAGUCAAUUGAUAAAUGUGGCCUCCCAGGCAAACUUAAACUGUGGUGUCUUCAGUUUGGGCUGAUGCCACGCAUCAUGUGGCCAUUAACUGUCUAUGAGAUAGGUUUGUCGUAUGUCGAAGCCAUGGAGCGUAAGAUCAAUGUCUAUGUUAAGAGGUGGCUGGGUGUUCCAAAUUCUCUGACCAACAUUGCUCUCCAUAGUAUUGAGACAAAGUUGAACAUCCCCAUCAAGUCAUUGGUUGAAGAAGUCAAGGUGACGAAAGCAAGAUCUUUUAUGAUGCUUCGUGAUUCUAGCGAUCCUGUCAUUAGAGAUUACCAGCCUGAUGUGAAAUCAGGAAGGAAGUGGCAUGCUGAUAAGGCAGUGGAAGAGGCUGAGUCGAGACUGAGGCACAAGGAGAUGGUUGGUGUUGCCCAAACCGGUCGUUUGGGCCUGGGCUGGACUUCUACCAAGAGGUGGUCAGCAGCUUCAGCCCGGGAGCAGCGCGACCUCAUUGUGCAGGAGAUCAGAGAGGUUGAGGAGGAGAAGAGAUGGGCCACAGCAGUUUGCCAGGCCCAGCAGGGCUCAUGGACGAAGUGGGAGGGGGCGGAAGCCAGAAGGUUGACAUGGUCUGUACUUUGGCAGAUGGAGCCACUUCGAAUCUCCUUCGUUGUUCGCUCGACCUACGAUCUUUUGCCUAUGCAUGUUAACCUCAGCAAGUGGUAUAACGAGCCUGAUAAGUGUAGUGCUUGUGGAGGGAGAGGUACCCUUCAGCACAUACUUAGUGCCUGCGAGGUUAGCCUGUGUUGUGGGAUGUAUACUUGGAGGCAUAACCAGGUCUUGAAGGUUGUUGAAGAGGCGGUUACAAAAAGGGUGACAUCUCAUAAUUCUGGGAAGGGUGUUGCAAAUGGGGGUAUGCCCCAUAUUGAUUUUGUGAAGGAGGGGGCUAGGCCAAGAUUAAGGGCAAGGUCUACGAGGCCCAGUAUCUUGUCCUCAGCUCGUGAUUGGCAGGUGAGAGUUGACCUGGACGGAAAAGGGAGUGUCCCACAGCAUGUGGUGUUUACAAAUCUCCGCCCCGAUAUUGUUUUGUGGACUGACUCUGCAAAGGUAAUAGUUCUAGGAGAGUUGACCGUCCCUUGGGAGGAUAAUUUUGACUAUGACUUUGAGCGCAAGCUCACAAGAUAUUCUGAACUUGUGGCAGAGUGUACAGGCAAAGGCUGGAAGGUGUUAUGCUUCCCCUUUGAGGUUGGUUGUCGUGGGUUCAUAGCAAAAUCAUUGUCUAGGUGGUUUCGGGAGUUGGGUUUCUCAAAUAGAGAGAAUAAGCAUGCUUGUAGGGCUGCUUCUGAGGCAGCAGAGAAGGGUUCUGCUUGGAUUCGGACCAAGUAUGUCCAAAGGAAGAGGGUGACCAGCAAUUAA